Molecule: messenger RNA, 678 nt
Organism: Camelina sativa (false flax)
Lineage: Eukaryota; Viridiplantae; Streptophyta; Magnoliopsida; Brassicales; Brassicaceae
Source: RefSeq, a predicted model, not a curated record
AUGGCGGUUAUCAAGGAAACAAAGGAGGCUAUAACAGAGGAGGUUACGGUAGAAGAGGAAGUAGUCGAGGAGGAUAUGGUCGAGGAGGAUAUGGUCGAGGAGGAUAUGGUCGAGGCGGAAAUGAUCGAGGAGGUUUUGGUCGAGGUAACUACGGUGGUGAUAGUUCUAGCAGAGGUAGGGGAUGAGGAAGUAUGUUGGAGAUGUGAUAAACCGGAUCACUAUGCAUCAUCAUGUCCUGCGAAAGAAGUUGCACAUCAAGAGACUAAUCUGAAUGAAACUCAUGAAGCUGAUGCACUUUACGUUCAUGAGGUGGUGUUAUUGAAUGAGGAUAAGGUGUUUCCCAAGAAUUAUGAUACCAACAAUGCAAGUAUAUGGUAUCUUGACAACGGUGCUAGCAACCACAUGACGGGAAACAAAAAAUUAUUUUCUAGCCUAGAUAUGAGCAUCACAGGGAAGGUUAAGUUUGGUGAUGGUUCGUUUGUCAACAUUGUUGGAAAGGGAUCAAUAGUUUUUGUGGGAAAAACAUGUGAAAGGAGAUCACUCAAGAAGAUUUAUUAUAUUACCGACCUGAAGCACAAUAUUAUCAGUCUAGGACAAGCAACUGAAUUUGGAUGUGAAGUGAACAUGAAGGGAGACAGUUUGACUUUGAGUGAUCCGGUUGGGCGGUUGUUAGUAUGA